Molecule: messenger RNA, 1206 nt
Organism: Zalophus californianus (California sea lion)
Lineage: Eukaryota; Metazoa; Chordata; Mammalia; Carnivora; Otariidae
Gene: UFD1
Product: ubiquitin recognition factor in ER associated degradation 1
Exons: 13
Coding region: 363-1157 (264 amino acids)
Cellular component (GO): VCP-NPL4-UFD1 AAA ATPase complex
Molecular function (GO): polyubiquitin modification-dependent protein binding
Source: RefSeq, a predicted model, not a curated record
AGUCAGGCCCGCUCCUACAGGACCGUCAUCCACAGGCAGGACGCAAACGCGGUCGCCCACUUCAAUCCUGACUCCCAUUUACCCACAAAUCCGACACUUGGUGGACAUCUUUAGUUUGGUCCGGCACUUCCGGUGAGCCUCCCAGGGCGUCGGAGCGGAAGCGGCGGCGGCGGCGGCUGCUGUGAGCGGAGAGGGUCGGCUGGCUCCCAUCCUAACGUUCUCUGGGCGAAGCGGCAUCUGCGAGGCAGGGGUGUCCAUCAUGUUCUCCUUCAACAUGUUCGACCACCCAAUUCCCCGGGUCUUCCAGAACCGCUUCUCCACGCAGUACCGCUGCUUCUCCGUGUCCAUGCUCGCAGGGCCUAAUGACAGUAAUUAUGCCGCCCUCAGCCCUCGAUCAACUCAGCCGACUCAACAUCACCUACCCCAUGCUGUUCAAACUGACCAACAAGAACUCGGACCGCAUGACGCACUGCGGUGUGCUGGAGUUUGUGGCUGAUGAGGGCAUCUGCUACCUCCCACACUGGAUGAUGCAGAAUUUGCUGUUGGAAGAAGGGGGCUUGGUUCAGGUGGAGAGUGUCAACCUUCAAGUGGCCACGUACUCCAAAUUCCAGCCUCAGAGCCCUGACUUCCUGGACAUCACCAACCCCAAAGCAGUAUUAGAAAACGCCUUGAGAAACUUUGCCUGUCUGACCACGGGGGAUGUGAUUGCCAUCAACUACAAUGAGAAGAUCUAUGAACUGCGGGUGAUGGAGACGAAGCCUGAUAAGGCCGUGUCCAUCAUUGAGUGUGACAUGAACGUGGACUUCGAUGCCCCACUGGGCUAUAAGGAGCCUGAAAGACAAGUCCAGCAUGAGGAGUCCGCCGAGGGUGAAGCUGACCACAGCGGCUAUGCUGGAGAGCUGGGCUUCCGUGCCUUCUCCGGCUCCGGGAAUAGACUGGACGGGAAGAAGAAAGGUGUAGAACCCAGCCCCUCCCCAAUCAAGCCUGGAGACAUUAAAAGAGGAAUUCCCAAUUAUGAAUUUAAACUUGGUAAGAUCACUUUCAUCAGAAAUUCACGUCCACUGGUCAAAAAGGUUGAAGAGGAUGAAGCUGGAGGCAGAUUCGUCGCUUUCUCUGGAGAAGGACAGUCGUUGCGUAAAAAGGGAAGAAAGCCAUAAGUUGGGACUGUUGGCUGAUUGGAAAAUAAAAUAAUCAAUUGCAACAUAA